Messenger RNA from Diaporthe amygdali, 399 nucleotides. RefSeq lists its product as uncharacterized. Bases 1 to 399 code for a protein of 132 amino acids. The transcript has a single exon. Lineage: Eukaryota; Fungi; Ascomycota; Sordariomycetes; Diaporthales; Diaporthaceae. The record is from RefSeq and is a predicted model, not a curated record.
AUGGCAUCUUCCAACAGCACCAACAGCAAUCGUUGUGGAUGUUGUUGUUGUUGUUGCAAGCACCUCCGCGAUUCAAGUGGAGAGCGUGUCCAACCUGAUGGUCCGAUCGGCACUGGCCCUGUGCACAAUCCUCAGAACGAUGUGCAGUCGUCUGUGGCCGAGCUCGCGACUGUGAGCGAUCAUCAGGAUCUGGACCAUGACAUGCCCAAAGCUACAAGUGUAUCUAAGGCUCAUGUUGUGGCCGAGCUCGCAGCUACGAGGCAGGAAGAUAUCGAUCAUCCGAUGCCAGAUGCUACCGUGAGCGAACAAGAUGACGUUGACUCAGACGGCGAUGUCAAGAUGGCCGAAGCCGAGGAGGUUGACAGCGACGGCGAUGUUAAGAUGAAGGACUCCAAGUAG